GACACGCGCGCGCGCACUUACACACACACACACACACAAGUUCCCUCACGCAUAAACACGAGACGCGCCAGGACGCCAGCUCCGGUUAUUCGCUCCCCGGCACUGAACGGACUCAGCAGCACCGGCGAACGACAGUCGAGCGCGCUUCCUGCACCUGAUAGAGAGCGCGCGUGCGUCUAUGAAGAUGAUUUGAGAGUGAAGGUUUUAUUUUUUCUUUCUUUUUUUUUUCUUUUUGUGCCUCCGAACCUGUGAGGAGCGCGCGUGAAGAUUCACAAUGUUGACGAGGCUUUUCAGUGACCCUUCGCUGCUUCCAGAGGUCCAGAAAUACUCCUCCUGGGCGGAAGACAGCGAUGGAGAGGAUAACAAAAUAAAAGAUGAGGACGCGGACACGCAGGAGGACAUGGACGACUCGGAUCUGAGAGGAGGCAGCCGGACGCACUCCGAGCACGCUGGCGAAGACGACGAGGACGACGAUGUGGAAGAAGAGGACGACGGGGAGGACACAGAGGGCGAGAGACCCAAGAAGAGGGGCCCCAAGAAGCGCAAAAUGACCCAGGCCCGGAUCGAGCGCUCCAGGAUGCGGCGGAUAAAGGCCAACGCACGAGAGAGGACCCGUAUGCACGACCUGAACUCUGCGCUUGACAAUCUGCGUAAAGUGGUGCCCUGCUACUCCAAAACGCAAAAACUGUCCAAAAUUGAGACUCUGCGGCUGGCUAAGAAUUAUAUCUGGGCCCUGUCGGAGAUCCUGCGUUCCGGGAAGAGGCCCGACCUGGUGUCCUACGUCCAGACUCUGUGUAAGGGACUGUCCCAGCCCACCACCAACCUGGUGGCGGGAUGUCUGCAGCUCAACUCCCGCAACUUCCUCACCGAGCAGCAGUGCCAGGAGGGGGGGAGGUACGGCUCCGGCUCCUUCUCCAUGCAUUCCUACCCCUACCAGUGCACGCGCCUGUCCAGCCCCCACUGCCAGCCGGGCUCGAACUCACAUCCGCUGCGCACGCACGGAUACUGCUCUGCGUACGAGUCUAUGUAUGGAGGGAGCGGAUCUCCAGAAUACAACAGCCCAGAGUACGAGGGACCUCUCAGUCCGCCCCUGUGCAUAAACGGGAACUUCUCCUUGAAACACCAAGGACCCGCCUCCCCGGAAACAGAGAAGGGGUACCACUACUCUAUGCAUUACUCCGGCCUGCCAGGAUCCAGACCCGCAGGGGCCCACAACCUGGUGUUAGGCUCUGGGAACCGGAGCGGCAUUCACUCGGAAAACGUCCUGCCUUACCACGACAUGCACUUACACCACGACCGGGCCCCCGUGUACGAGGAACUGAACGCGUUUUUUCACAGCUAAAUCCCUUCGUGCGUCCACUUGCUGUCAACAAUCUACCAACGGCACACUUCUGGAACCCCUAACCCUUCCAGGAUUUGGGAAUUCCGGAGAGUCUAUCCCUCAUUGUUGUCGUCAGUGUUUUUAUUCAUUCGGUUUGAUUUUAUAUCCGUUCCUGCGGUCAGGGAACGAGUGAGGAUGAGCCACAUUUUGCGCAAUAAAAGCUUUCCAUCUUUUGAAUAAACCUCUUGAGGACCCAAUAAACAAAUCUAACCGGAACGAGGAGAAGGUCAUUAAAACUGUUAAUAUUUCCCAUGUGUGGCUUGUGCUUGUCUCGAUGGUUGUUUGCAUUUUGAGGACUGAACGUCAACGAGCAAAAACCUUGUUGGGGAUUUCUUUAUGAAGAACCUUGACAGGAAGAUGCAAUAUUCUAAAGUGAAAGAUCCAAAAACGAAUGCAAAAAGAAAAGCUGAACUCAGAAAAAACAGAAACGUGAAUAAAUGUGUUUGUCGCGUUGAUUCUUUGGAUCCAUUUACACCGUUAGAAGUUUGGCAUCUAUGCAAAACCCAACGAGACCCAGAGAGGGACUGACCAUCAGCACUGCUGCGCACACACACACACACACACACACACACACACACACACACACACACACACACACGCACGCACGCACACAGACACACACACACACAUGCACAGAGAUGGAGAGAGAGAGAGAGAGAGAGAGAGAGAGAGAGAGAGAGAGAGAGAGAGAGAGAGAGAGAGAGAGAGAGAGAGAGACUGACCAUCAGCCCUGCUGCUGCACAUACACACACGGGGGGGGGGGG
Molecule: messenger RNA, 2145 nt
Organism: Nothobranchius furzeri (turquoise killifish)
Lineage: Eukaryota; Metazoa; Chordata; Actinopteri; Cyprinodontiformes; Nothobranchiidae
Product: neurogenic differentiation factor 2
Biological process (GO): positive regulation of transcription by RNA polymerase II; sensory organ development; nervous system development
Cellular component (GO): nucleus
Molecular function (GO): protein dimerization activity; DNA-binding transcription factor activity, RNA polymerase II-specific; E-box binding
Source: RefSeq, a predicted model, not a curated record